GUUGUUUGAUGCUAGUAUCGUGAUUCUUCACGCUCUGCGUUCGUCAAGCCCAUCCGUGUUUUGCUUAGCUUCUAGCUUUUGCUCCAGCUGCCUUGUCCCUGUUCUCUUCACUCCGCCCUCCCCCACACAACUUUUUAUCCGCUUUUGUCCAGGAAUAUUAGAUGUCUCACCUCUAUACUCCUGGGUUACCUUACAAGAAGGCUCCUUUGGUUCCUCGGUUUACGACGCAGCCCGCUUUCCUUUCGUUCCCUUGCCCCCCGACUGCUCGCUUCGUCUUCCGCCGGAACCCUCUGGUUCCUUCUUACCGCUCGUUUUUGCCUGUCUCGUCUCAACGAGCUGGCGUCCGCUCCUUUGAGGAAAUGCGAAAGUGUUCGCAUCUUCCUGUUCGUUGUGUGAGACCCCCUGCCCCUCGUUCCAUUGUUUUACCUGCCCCAGCUCCCACUGGGGCAGUGCGCUCGCUAAAAGGCUCCCUUUCCCGCCUGGAGGAAAGAAGAGCAGCUCGACAGGCCCGAUCUCGACCUUGGGCUUUGCCCAGGUCGCAGAGUCCGAACGAGUCCCUCGAGGGACACCGGUCGAAGCUCGCCGCCAUUCCCUCCAAGCCGUCGCCACCAGCUACACACAUGACGCGUGCUCAAAGGGCGAUCAAGCGCAUCGACGAGGUCCUUGCAAAGUCCGCUCUGGCUCCGACCAGUGCGGGUCGUAAGGACAAGUCGGUGAAGGUUGUUCGUUUCGGCGAGAAUACCGUCAUUCCUGUUUCCCGCUGGAUUGUACGGCAAGAGCACGUGUACCCCGCCCCGAUUGCGGCCAUGGGCCACCUUCAGGGAUGGAGUGUCACGCCUCUAACGGAGCCCGACGAGGACGGAGAGAUGGAGAAGUAUGCAACAUAUUGGGGUUCCGACUCCUAUGUGAUGCUUACUUUCAGUCACGACGCCUCGAGGCCAUGUAACCGCCAGGACUGCGCGUGGAACCGACUGGCCCGGAUCGCCGCCAGGAGGCCCGCGUGGGGACCUGCAACAGUGUUUAUGGUUUGGAAUCGGCUCCGGGAGCAGGUUCGAGAGCGGGGAGGAUUCCGGUUGUGAGUCUUUCUGUUCUCUGUCACUCAUUUCAUUUGCUCCUCCACACUCGUUUGCCCACACUCGUCUUGUAGCCCUGACUCUCAUGUCGUCCGUUCGUUUCCCCCAUUGGCCCUGGUUGGGAUGUCCAACCAGGUUCUGUUUACCAGGUAACAGAUCGGGCUGUGCGUAUAUCCUGUUGUGAUACUGGUGGCACAUUUGCACCGGACAAGAGGUGAGAGCACCAGCCUUUCUAAGCUCCACUGACUAACAGAAUCAAGGGGAUUCCAGAAGAGGGUUCCCUAUGAACAGGGGUAAUGGCGCACCCCCGUACGCGGAAAGUAAGUCGUAGUUCCUCGCCUGGAGUGCCAGCAACCUG
Messenger RNA from Aspergillus heteromorphus CBS 117.55, 1431 nucleotides. RefSeq lists its product as uncharacterized. The record is from RefSeq and is a predicted model, not a curated record. The transcript has a single exon. Lineage: Eukaryota; Fungi; Ascomycota; Eurotiomycetes; Eurotiales; Aspergillaceae. Bases 162 to 1079 code for a protein of 305 amino acids.